UAAAUAAAGAGAUAAUAAUAUAUAAUAAUCUAAACUAAAAUAAAAGAAAUUCGAAAAUAAUAAUAAAUAAUAAACGAAGCUCUUGGUGGGUGCGAGAUCGGAGGCUCUCCUCUGCUCAAAUACUCUGUGUUUCUCUUCGACAUUUCCUCCUCUGGAUCUGAUUUCAACUUUAUCAACCGUUGAUCUUGUUCGUUCAAGGGCCAUGUAUCUUUGAUUUAGGGUUAGGUUCGGGGGAAUCUCUGAUUUUGAGGUGAGAUUCUGCGUUUCGGCUUUGGAUCUCGAGGUUUUGUUAAUCUUUCAGCUCGAAUUUCGAGGUUCCGCUUUCGGACGAGUUAUUACUUCGUGGAAAAUUUGGGGGUGGGGUUGUACUCGGUGGGGAAUUUAGCGAAUUUUGGUGGGAUCGGGAAGGGUUAGGGUUUGAUAAAUGGCUUCGAAUCCUCCAUUCCAGGUGGAGGAUCAGACGGACGAGGAUUUCUUCGAUAAACUGGUACACGAUGAGUUUGGGCCUACCACAACCGGAUCAAAUCCUCAGUUCACUGAUGGUAAUGAUUCCGACGACGCGAAAGCGUUCGCGAAUCUGAACAUCGGAGAGGUUGGAAAUGCAUCUGGGGAUUUGGGCGGCGGCGGCGAUGAUAGCAUGUUGGAAUUCAAAGCGAAAACCGAAAAGGAUCGCGUGGAUGGCGCUGCAGAGUCGUUGGGUGCUCACGCUGAAGAGAUGAAUUCAUUGGUUUCAUCGAAUUCGGUUGGGUGUGAUAGUAUGGUCGAGUCUAGUAAUGAUGGGAUAGGAUCCGAAUUCACAUCGGACUCGACCAUGAGCAAGAGCAGUGGAUCCGGAGUGUCUGGGGUUAAGGAGGUGGGCUGGAAUUCUUUUCACGCGGACUCAGAGCAGAACAGCAGUAAAGGGUUCGGCUCGUACUCAGAUUUUUUCAAUGAUUUGGGUGGGGAUUCUGGUGCUUUCCCGGGGGAUGUCGGUGAUAACUUGAAUGGCCAGGCGAAAACUGUAUCGGCCCAUGAGGAAUGUGGAGCUGAUGGAAUGAAUAAUUCUGUUAAUUAUGUGAAUUAUCAGGAGAGUCAAGUUUAUGGUGCAUCAAUGGAACAAAGUACAAAUGUGCAGGAUUUAAAUAGUAGUCAGUCCUGGGAAAAUAUGUAUCCGGGAUGGAAGUACGACCCCAAUACCGGGCAAUGGCAUCAAGUGGAUGGUUAUGAUACUAUGGCAACCGAUGUUCAUCAUACAGGAAGUGAUUGGGGUGUUGUUUCUGAUCAGAAAACGGACGUUUCUUACUUGCAGCAGGCUGCUCAGCCAGCUGUAGAAACUGUGACCGAAACUAGCACGGCCGAGAGUGUAUCUAACUGGAGUCAGGUUUCCCAAGGUAAUAACGGGUACCCAGAGCAUAUGGUUUUUGAUCCUCUGUACCCAGGUUGGUAUUACGACACAAUUGCGCAAGAAUGGCGGGCAUUGGAUACCUACAAUGCCUCCAUUCAAUCGACAGCACAGGCCCAUGAUCAGGAGCAUCAAAAUGGGUUUGUUUCCACUGGUAAUUUUCAUCAGAAUGGUAAUAGCUUAUAUGGCGGGUACUUGCAAGCUGAUAAUUAUGGACAAGGUUUUGGUAGCCAAGGCCCAGAUGGAAGCUGGACUGGGGCUUAUAGCAAUGAUUAUCAGCAAAAUUUGAAUGCGUGGCCAGCUGAAACUGUUCCAAAAAGUGAGGCUUUUGCGACCUAUAGCAAUGAUUAUCAGCAACAUUUGAAUGCAUGGUCAGCUGAAGCUGUUCCAAAGAGCGAGGCUUUUGUGACUUUGAGUGGAAACCAGCACUUGGACAAUUCUUAUGGUUCCAAGUCUUCUUUAAACAUUAACCAACAGAAGUCCUUGAAUUCCUUCGGAACAGUUUCAAUAUACAAUGAAGCAAGUCAGGCUCAUGGUAAGGCUAAUAGUACUGUUGAAUUCAAUAACUUUAUCCCUGAUGGGAACUUUAGCCAGCAGUUUAAGCAGGCAAAUACAAAACUAGAUGAACAAACACAAUUCUCGAACAAUUACUUUGGCAGUCACAAACCCCCAAAUCUUUCACCUCAAUCGUUUGAGAGUGGCCAUCGGACUUAUGCUCCCAAUGCUGGAAGAUCAUCUGCUGGGCGUCCUCCACAUGCCCUGGUAACUUUUGGGUUUGGCGGAAAACUCAUUGUAAUGAAAGAUAAAAGUUCUCUCAGUAGCUCAUCGUAUGGAAGCCAGGAUCCUGGAGGAGGCUCAAUUUCUAUAAUGAACUUGAUGGAAGUUGUUAUGGAAAACACUGAUAUGUCAAGCUGUGGAUUGGGUGCCUCUGGUUAUUUUCGUGCUUUGUGCCAACAGUCCUUUCCAGGUCCAUUGGUUGGUGCUAGUGUUGGAAGUAAAGAGUUGAACAAGUGGAUUGACGAGAGGAUAACAAGCUGUGAAUCACCUGACGUAGAUUAUAAAAAGGGUGAACUAUUGAGGUUGCUUCUUUCUUUGCUUAAAAUUGCUUGCCAACAUUAUGGAAAACUUCGAUCUCCGUUUGGUGCCGACACUGUGUUGAGGGAAAAUGAUUCUCCAGAAUCAGCAGUUGCUAAACUUUUUGCAUCUGCCAAGUGGAAUGGUACUCAAUUCAGUGAGUAUGGUGCUCUUAGCCACAGUUUGCAGAAAUUGCCUUCUGAAGGACAAAUAAUGGCAACCGCUUCUGAGGUACAAAGUUUCCUGGUUUCUGGUAGAAAGAAAGAGGCUCUUGAAUGUGCACAAGAAGGUCAGCUGUGGGGACCUGCACUUGUGCUUGCUUCACAGCUUGGUGAUCAGUACUAUGUUGAUACUGUGAAGCAAAUGGCGCUUCGCCAGCUGGUUGCCGGAUCACCUCUUCGUACUUUAUGCCUCCUAAUUGCAGGGCAACCUGCAGAAGUUUUUUCCUCGGGCACAACUGAUCCAGGUCUUCGGGGUGCUGUUAGUAUGCAUCAACAGCCUGCCCAGAGUGGAGCCAAUUUUAUGCUUGAUGACUGGGAGGAAAAUUUGGCAGUAAUAACUGCAAACAGAACAAAGGAUGAUGAACUUGUGCUCAUUCAUCUUGGAGAUUGCUUGUGGAAGGAAAGAAGUGAGAUUACUGCUGCGCACAUCUGCUAUUUAGUUGCGGAAGCAAACUUUGAGUCAUACUCGGACAGUGCCAGACUCUGUUUAAUUGGAGCAGAUCACUGGAAAUGUCCUCGAACCUAUGCUAGUCCAGAGGCUAUUCAGAGGACCGAGUUAUAUGAAUAUUCCAAGGUGCUUGGGAACUCUCAGUUUAUCCUGAUACCAUUUCAACCAUAUAAGCUCAUAUAUGCACACAUGCUAGUUGAAGUAGGGAAGGUUUCUGACUCUUUGAAAUACUGUCAAGCGGUAUUGAAGUCUUUGAAGACUGUUCGAGCUCCUGAAGCGGAAACAUGGAAACAAUUGGUUCUAUCUCUUGAGGAGAGGAUCAGAGCCCAUCAACAGGGUGGAUACACUGCAAAUUUGGCUCCGACAAAAUUAGUUGGCAAAUUGCUUAACUUUUUUGAUAGUACUGCCCAUCGUGUUGUUGGGGGUCUACCACCACCUGCACCAUCAGUAUCACAAGGGAGUGUUGCUGGGAAUGAACACUAUCCGCAGCCCACCGGCCCUAGAGUAUCGACUAGUCAGUCAACAAUGGCCAUUUCAUCAUUAAUGCCUUCUGCUUCAAUGGAGCCCAUAAGUGAUUGGAGGGCUGAUGGUAAUAGAAUGACAAUGGUUAAUAGAAGUGUUUCAGAGCCAGACUUUGGUAGAACUCCAAGACAGGUUGAUUCAUCGAAAGACAUUACCUCAACAAAUGACCAAGGGAAAGCUUCAGUUGGGUCAUCACGCUUUGCUCGUUUUGGUUUUGGCUCUCAGUUGUUGCAAAAGACUGUCGGGCUAGUUUUAGGGCCUCGCUCGGGUCGACAGGCUAAGCUAGGUGAAAAGAACAAAUUCUAUUAUGAUGAAAAGCAGAAGAGAUGGGUAGAGGAAGGUGUGGAGCUACCAGCUGAGGAAGCUGCCUUGCCACCGCCUCCAACAACUGCAGCCUUCCAGAAUGGUUUGUCAGAUUACAAUUUGAAAGCUGCAAUGCAGAAAGAAGGGACUCCAAUGAAUCAGAGUCCAGAUUACAAAACUCCUCCUUCAGAACAUAAUUCAGGAAUCCCAUAUGUUCCAUCCAGCUCAAAUCAGUUUUUGGCUAGGGGAAGAAUGGGUGUACGAUCAAGGUAUGUGGACACCUUCAACCAAGGUGGUAGAAACCCCACAAACUUGUUCCAGUCACCUUCUGUGCCCUCUGUUAAGCCUGCUGUUGCUGCAAAUGCAAAGUUUUUCAUUCCCACCCCAGCAUCGUCAGGUGAACAGACAAUGGAGGCCAUAGCAGAAAAUGGGCAAGAAGGCACUGCAACCCAUGAAGAUCCUUCCACAUCUACUGCAUAUGACUCUUUCCAGUCUCCCAUACCUUCAUCAUCAAUGGGCAUGCAGAGGUUCCCGAGUAUGGGUAGUGUCCCAGGCAAGGGUGUGGGGACAAAUGGCCAGGCCUCUCUCCCUCCUCACUCGCGAAGAACUGCCUCCUGGGGUGGAAGUUUCAAUGAUCCAUUCAGCCCUCCCAAUCCGGCUGAAAUAAAACCUCUAGGGGAAGCUUUGGGCAUGCCCCCUUCUACAUUUAUGCCAAAUGAGUCUUCUUUGAUGCGCAUGCCAAUGAAUGGUGGCAGUGUUGGGGAUGACCUUCAUGAAGUGGAACUUUGAGCCGACAUAGGGAAAAUGUAAAUAUUGAAGUUUUGUUCUUUGUGAUCUAUAGAAUACUUGGGACAAUCCUUCUCCCCGAUCUCUUCAAAGUGCGAAAUGGUGGUAUGUGCCCGAACCCAAGUCCGCAGAAGAAACAAACGAUGCUAUCCCCUCCUGUUGUGUUUGAACUUUUGAAGAGAUAUAGGUGUCCGAAAUUUUAUUUGGAUGUGCCGGUGCGGGGGAGCCACCACCAUUUGAGGUUCGGGAGUUUAUACAUUUUAUUAUAAAGCAAAGGAGACAGUGUGGGCAGCAUUGUACAGUUCAUUUGUUCAUUUAUUGAGAAACAGAAAGUUAACCUGGGAAGGUAGGGUCUGAGAAGAAAAGAUAUAGCACAUUGAAUUGCAAAAAUUAGUGUUUUGCUUUUUAAUUUUCAUGGUUUUAAUGUUUUACAAAAAUUAAACGAAAUAUUCAAAUUGGAUGAUGAAAUUUAGUUCUUUGAAUUA
Messenger RNA from Carya illinoinensis, 5220 nucleotides. Its product is annotated as protein transport protein SEC16B homolog. Gene Ontology annotation, biological process: Golgi organization; autophagy; COPII vesicle coat assembly. The transcript has 14 exons. The record is from RefSeq and is a predicted model, not a curated record. The coding region runs from base 425 to 4738 and encodes 1437 amino acids. NCBI's taxonomy places the organism in Eukaryota, Viridiplantae, Streptophyta, Magnoliopsida, Fagales, Juglandaceae. Gene Ontology annotation, cellular component: endoplasmic reticulum exit site; ER to Golgi transport vesicle membrane.